CCUAUAGAAGCCUAAAUGAGGACAUCGCAUUCAUUUAAGAAGAAAAAUCUUUUCCAAAUCUAAGGUUACGCAAAUUAGAUCACUUUACCUCCCCUCUACAAUAGUCCCCCACUUUUUCCUGGGUUUGUACCACAAAAUUUACAACUUAUAAAUGCACCUGCAAGUUUUCAACUAACUACUUGGUCUUUCUCUGCAUGCAUUUAUGUCUUUUGUUGCAGUGCUGUGAAUUCAAUAUAAUUUAUCUCUUAUCUCUUACUUGUGUAUAUAGGUGGUGGUGAGUAGUACACAACACCUAUACUCCCUCAGUAUCUAUAUAUAUAUGUACCACCUAUUUCUCUCUCAAGUUUCUAGUGAGUUUUGAGUUUGGGUUAAAGGUAAAGAGGCGGAGGGUCAGAAGAGAAUGGCUCUUCUCAUGUGUUUUCUCUUACUGGGGUUGGUUUCUAAUGGAGUUGUAUCCCCGGUAAUGGCUAGGAAACUAGGGGGUUUCACCGAACAGAAAAACUACUACCCUCCUGAUCCCCACCACCAUAGUCAUUCACCACCAAGCACUCCCUCCAAUUGCCCGACGCCGUCGCACGGUGGCGCGCCGUCAUAUGGUGGGACGCCGCCAACGCCUCCGCAUGGCGGUGGCGGUGGCGGUGGCGGUGGAGGGUACUACAACCCACCCACACCUCCGGGUGGCGGAGGAGGGUACAAUAACCCACCCACGCCAAUCAUCACCACUCCACCCUCCCCUCCGCUUGUGGGUCCUAUCACACCAAGCCCUCUCGUUCCGAUCACACCGCCAACGCCGCCAACUCCGUUCCUCCCGAUCCCCACCCCUCCGUCGACUCCCUCGCCGUUCGACCCCAACAUCCCACCCUUCUUUACCGGCACUUGCAACUUCUGGCGAACCCACCCAGCGAUAAUAUGGGGCGUCCUUGGGUACUGGGGCACUGUCGGCAGACUCUUCGGCUCGGUGGCAGCUUCGGCUUUUGGGAGGAACCUCAGCUUGCCAGAGGCGCUGUCCAACACACGUGCCGACGGAAUCGGGGCCCUCUACAGAGAAGGCACAGCGUCUCUGCUCAACUCUCUUAUCAACAAGCGGUUCGCAUUCACGACGCAGCAAGUGAGGGAUGCAUUCAUGACCGCAGUCAGCUCCGAACGUUCAGCCAUGGCCCAGGCUCAGCUCUUUAGGAAGGCCAAUGAAGGACACAUCAAGCAUCAGUAGUUUUUUAUAAUAUAUGCCUCUUUAUUAUAUGUAUCCCUAAGUUGUUUUUUUAACGUAACAUGCAUGCUAAAAACUUGAGUGUUUAUGAUGAGUUAGCUGUGUUUGGUGUUAUGAACAAUGAUGUGUUUUUGGUGUUACCAUGUCUAAGUGAAAUGCUAGUUAUAUUUGGUGACCAAAGAUAUAAUGGUGUGCUUGUUGUUAUUUAUUUACAGUUGCUAAAAUUACAUAGGUCUAAUGUGAUCUUCUAUGGAAAUUUAUAUAGAGAGAGAUGGAAAUAUUAAAUGAAAAUCACAGAGCACCGAACUUUAAACAGUGAAUCCUGUAUGAAAAAUAUGUUGACAUAUUUUGGUGAGGGAAAAUUAUUGCUAUGAUGUUGGUUUCUGUAUCAUAGUUACUGAUAUAAUACGAAGGUCUUACUGAGAUCAUUAAAUUCUAAAAUAACACAAACAGAGAAGGACAGGACACAGUCAAUGAGGUGGGGAUUCUCGGUUCGUACGAAAUUUAUAUCACAAAAUUCAUGUCACACAUUCAAGUCUAAAUAAAUGAACACGCAUGGGUCUGCUAUUUAGAUUAGCAUAAUGAUGCAGUCAAAGAACAGGAUUGGUUUCAAACUGGUAUGAUGGUAAAAUGUAUCCAAAGAAGAAAAUACAAUCUGGAACUUUAUUGCAUGCAAAAUUUGUCUGAAAAUGUUCCGCAUACAUGGGAAAUUAUUGCUAAGAUCUGAUUGAUUGCGUUAUCAGUGGACUAGGAUUGUUAAAUACAGCACAGAGCAAAUAAGGCUCAAAUAUUUGAUUGAAAAAGGUCUAAAGAAGGACUUGAAAUGACUGCUGAUAAAAAUUUCACAGUAUGAAAAGCGAGCUCAAUAACUGAUCAUGUUCAAAAUAAUGUGUUGUUCAGUAAAUUGAUUAGCCAUCGUAAAAUUCUAACUUAUGAAUGCACUAGUCAAGCUGUACCAGAAAUCAAGAAAUAAUCAACAAUAACAAGAACUUGCAAAUUUGAAUAAAGAAGCUGAACAAUCAAGCCUUAGGGUGCAAAAAAAAUUGUUAAGAGAUAAGCAAACAGCAGACGUCUCACUGAGGGAAAAAUAGUUAUAAAGAGAUAACAUGAUAGAAACAAAUGAUGAAAAGAAAUGAAGAGAUAACAUGAUAGAACUUAGUGGAGAAGGAGGCAUUUUGUAAUGAUAAGAUAUCGAGACAAAUAAAAAAGAAGAGAACAACUAUCCGUUUUGCACUUUCUCAUCACAGGCAAAGCCUGCAAGGCAAGAUUUAGAACUCUGAAAGCAGCAUACAAGUUCAGUCCAGAAGGUUCUUUCAAACAGAUAAGAAGAACCUCAAUUCAAAUAGGGUAGACUAAAACGGGCUGAAAAUUUAUUGUAUACGGCACACCCUAGCACCACCAGAGCUUGCAUUUAAUAGAGCUCCCCCUCAAAAACAACCUAAUUUUAAGCAAUAUGAUGCUCGACAAAUCUCCUCUCCCUAAGGUGUUCUUGUCACACUAUUCCAGAUACUAGGCCAAAAAAUUUAAAGAAAUGCAAAAAAAUUCAGGAAUUAGAGAAAAAUAUAGUAAUUAACGGUCAUUCACGUGACUGAAAACAACCAUGGACCUCAUUUAUUGAAUUAAUAGAUGGAAAAUAAUGCAAGUUUUAUUUCGACGAAGUAUCAUUACCUCCACCUUAGAAAAUAGACAUUUGAUUUUUUUUUUUCAACUAAAAUCUCCAAUUAGAAGUAACAUGUUAUCCAAGCAGG
Messenger RNA from Ananas comosus (pineapple), 2955 nucleotides. RefSeq names its product protodermal factor 1-like. Bases 464 to 1210 code for a protein of 248 amino acids. The record is from RefSeq and is a predicted model, not a curated record. The transcript is spliced from 3 exons. NCBI's taxonomy places the organism in Eukaryota, Viridiplantae, Streptophyta, Magnoliopsida, Poales, Bromeliaceae.